This is a messenger RNA of Bactrocera latifrons, 458 nucleotides long. RefSeq names its product male accessory gland serine protease inhibitor-like. NCBI's taxonomy places the organism in Eukaryota, Metazoa, Arthropoda, Insecta, Diptera, Tephritidae. Gene Ontology annotation, molecular function: serine-type endopeptidase inhibitor activity. The transcript has 2 exons. The record is from RefSeq and is a predicted model, not a curated record. Bases 94 to 342 code for a protein of 82 amino acids.
AUUCAGUUCGAAGUGAAGCUUGAAGACAACAAGUUUAAGAGUUAACGAAUUAAAUUGUGCUUAAGACAUCUACAGACAAAGAAAAGCAGCAAAAUGAACUUCUUCGCAGUGAUUUUGGCUGCUUUUGCAGUGAUCGGCUGCGCGCUGGCGCUUAAGGAUCCCAUCUGUGGUCAGGAGCACUCGGCCGAUGGCAAUGGAUUGAUCAAGUGUGCCGCUUAUGUGCCCUCGUGGACCUUCGAUGCGGCCAACAACAACUGYUUGAGCUACGUUUAUGGCGGUUGUGGUGGCAAYGACAAUCGUUUCCCCACGCAGGAAGCUUGCGAGCAAAAGUGCAAGGAAUAAAUGGGACGAGGAAAAGUGUGCGUGUCUUAUUGUGGGACACAAUUGUAGGGUCUGACUGUAAUGUGAUAUAAUUAAAAUUUSGAAAAUAAAAGUAGCAAAAAAUAUUUCAAGAAAAA